Messenger RNA from Saprolegnia parasitica CBS 223.65, 1219 nucleotides. RefSeq lists its product as hypothetical. Gene Ontology annotation, molecular function: cysteine-type endopeptidase activity. NCBI's taxonomy places the organism in Eukaryota, Oomycota, Saprolegniomycetes, Saprolegniales, Saprolegniaceae. The record is from RefSeq and is a predicted model, not a curated record. The annotation marks the transcript as partial. Gene Ontology annotation, cellular component: lysosome. The transcript has a single exon.
AUGGCUGCGUUCCUUCUUAGCGCGCUUGCUCUCGUGUCUGCCUCUCCCAUCGACGACCGCGAUGCGCUUCGAAAGGAGCUGUCCGCGUGGAAGGCCAGCGACGCCGGUGUCUACGCGGCCGCCAACGGUCUUCUUCGCAAGCACCUUGACGGUGCGAGCGAGGACGCGGAGCUCGCCGUCUUCGCCGCCAACAAGGCUGCAGCGGUCGCGCUUCAAGAGGCGCACCCGCUCGCCGAGUUCUCGGUCGACACGCCGUUCGCUCUGCUGACAAGCGACGAGUUUGCCUCGCAUGUCGGAACGCCGUCGCCUGCGCGCAACGCAUCGGCGCCGUCCGCGUCGUCAGAAGGCAUCUCGGUUGCAACGAACACGGUCGACUGGCGGACGUCGGGCUGCGUCGCGCCGGUCAAGACGCAAGGCGGGUGCGGCUCGUGCUAUGCGUUCUCUGCCGUGGCGGCGACAGAGAGCGCGUACUGCCUCGCGCACCAUCGCCGGCGCACGCUCUUCUCCGAGCAGCAGACGACGAGCUGCGGGCCUGGCAACGGCUGCCAGGGCGGCUUCGAGUUUGACUCGCUCAAGUGGAUCGCUACCAACGGCCUCUGCACGAGCGAGGCGUACCCGUACACGAACGGGCAGAGCGCGGCGGCGCAUCCGUGCCAGUCGACGUGCCAGAAGCUUCCGAUGCCGUUCCUCGACGUGCCCCUCGUCCGAGGCGAAGACGCGCUCGAGAAAGCGCUCAACACGCAGCCCGUGGCCGUGGCCGUCGCCGCGGGCAACAGCGCGUGGCAGCUGUACAAGCGCGGCAUCUUGACGGGCGGCUGCGACGGCGACAUCAGCCAUGCCGUCCUCGCGGUCGGGUAUGGUGCCGCCGAGUCGCCGUACUUUAUGAUCAAAAACUCGUGGGGCAAUCGGUGGGGCGAAUACGGCUUCAUGCGUCUCCAGCGUGGCGUCGGCGGCCACGGGUUGUGCCGCAUCGCCGAAGACAUUUCGUACCCCGUGCUCCGCAAGCCGCAGUUCUACCUCGUCACCUCCCACGGCCACGUCAUCACCGAAUUUUACUCGGACCUCUACGCGUCAUCGUCGACCAAGUCGGGCGCGAUGAACGAAGAGUGGAGCUACGACUUCACGACGCGCCAGAUCAUCGUGCACUCCAACUACGAGUGCCUCGACGCGUACAACGACGGCGGCACCUACCGCGUCCACACGUACAAGUGCGACGCGA